AUGGCGCCCACUGAGUCCGCUAUUUUGCACAACUACCUGACCUUCCCCGCCCAAUUGCCCUCCGCCAUCACACUCGAAGAAUUCACUGAACUCUUUCCAAAGGCCCAUCGAGCCAACCCGGUGAUUCGUUCUCUGUACCGCGAUCUGCAGCAUCAGAGGAGAGCGCUUGUCGACACUGUCACAGAGAACAUCGCCGCCGAGGAGAAGCGCGGGAGGGUCCUGAAGCGUCAGAUCGCCCGUGCCCGCAGCCGCGCGGCAGAUGAGGAUGCUGACCAGGAGCUCGAGAUCGAGCGAGCCCUCUUCGGCGCGUCUGGGACUCAAGACGCCAAACACACACUCAACUCCAUUAUCCCAGAGAUGGACACCGCUAUGGCUGAUCUCGAAGCAGAGAUCCAGAAGCUCGAGACACGGGAAAAGUCGCUACUGGAAUCGGUGAAGCAGACGGUCGGUAGCAUGAGCGACCUGCGUUAUGGGCGCCUCUCCAACCACAGACUAAGGGACGACGUCAUGCAAGGCCUCAAGAGCGUACAAGAUGCGUGCGACGGAAAAAGUUGA
This is a messenger RNA of Colletotrichum higginsianum IMI 349063, 555 nucleotides long. RefSeq names its product Cnl2/NKP2 family protein. NCBI's taxonomy places the organism in Eukaryota, Fungi, Ascomycota, Sordariomycetes, Glomerellales, Glomerellaceae. Gene Ontology annotation, cellular component: kinetochore; Mis6-Sim4 complex. Bases 1 to 555 code for a protein of 184 amino acids. The transcript is spliced from 2 exons. Gene Ontology annotation, biological process: chromosome segregation. The record is from RefSeq and is a predicted model, not a curated record.